CUUCAGUCAACGUAGUCUGGGACACGUGCAAUCUGAUUGAAUUGUAUGUAAUAGGAUGGAGUGUUAUUUGUUUUUACAUAAAUAUAUGAAUAAACAAUAGGACAUUUCUUAUUUCCUUUAGCUGUUGAGAAAUACUUACUGUCGUGUAUUUAUCUUAACAUAUCGUCAGUAAUAUUUAUACAAACUCCACUUGUUAUUUUCUUCGUCAAAUUAAGCCCCUGAAUUGCCUGCGUCCUAUAUUUAUCUUGGUAAAAGCUCACCCAUAGGCGAGUUGGACUUGGAUUUAGCGUAUAGAUAAGCAUGUUUUCUCUCACUCGUGACGCAAUGACGCCAGACAAGGCCUCGGUUACGACCACUGCAUUGGAAUGGAAGGGGAAGUUGAGUGUGCAACAGCGACCUCAGCGGCGCGCCGGUGGGCAAUUGAACCGGAUGCUUCCGCUGCGCAAUACAGCCCGGACACAAAAGAGGGGAAGGGCUUUAUGGCGAUAUUUAGAUCCGCCAGACAAGCUGUUAUCUGCGGGAAAAAUAAGUGAAUAACCCCUGCGGUAUACUGGGUCCGUGUUAAACACACCCUGAUUUAGUUUACAGCCUUAAAGUGCCAUUGCAUUCAUUUGUGUGUCCUUUUUUUCUUUUGAAGGUUGCUGUCUGUGCUGUGUUUAAGUGCGCAUAGCCUUUAUUUAUCCACUAGCCUCUUUAUUUUGUUCUAAUGUCUCUAAUGUAUUUUCACCAAGCAUUAUCUGAUUAUGCACAAUGGUAGGCCCAAUGCUUUCCAGGUAGAUGAAUGCCUAUCUUUUCAGUUAUUGGUGUGAGUUAUACCGGUUUUUUUUUCAGUAUGGGAGAACAGGCUGGAGUGGAUUAUUUAGCAGUAGUCAACCGCCUGUGGCCUGUAAGGUGUUGGCCUAGCUUUCAGUUUUAUUCGACGGUAAUAAAUAGAACAGUCAUUCUGUGGGCUAUCCUAUCACGGUUCUCUAAAGCUAUGGUAGGGCAAGGUUCGAGAACAUGUCUGUGAAGUGUUACAACGUGUUACGCCGACAUUUCCUCUCUUCAUACUAGUUCAGAUUUUAUCAUAUUGUAUCCAGACUUAGGUUUGCUGUUGGUUUGUAUUGUAUUUGCUUGUCCAUUGUUGUUCGGUUUUUGAAAACGAGUUUUAUUUCUGCUUUCAAAUUUGAUUAGAACGUGAUCUAUGUGUCUGAAUUAUGAAAUAAACAACCCCAUGUUUAAACUAUCUAUUUAAAUGAUCUAUUAAUUGGAUGUUUUUCUCUCGAGGUAUCUCACACUUUUAUGAGGAAACUCAACGGCUUCUGUACAUUAUGUUGUAUUUGUUAGCGUAUUAUUUUCUACUUAAUAGUGUAUAAUUUUUUCAUUAGCCAUAGUGGCUUCCAUAAUUGGCACUGCUGUGCUGGUAGCCUAUUUGUAAUAGUGCUAAUGGUAAUUAUGGUUAGGGGCCUGUGUUUUGGUUGAUUAUGUCAUAUGACCUGGAUUUGAACAGAAGUGAGAAAUGAGAAAUGAGAAUUAGAACACAAAUACUAACAAUUGUCUGAGGAUGAUGCUGGACCAUCUGACAUAAAAAUAAAAGGGUCAAAUUUGAUAAUAUAUAUAUAUAUAUAUUUUAAAUAAAGGUUAAAAUCGAGGGAAACCAAAACACAGGGUCUUAAUUAUGAUAGUGGCCUCAUAAUAGGCUUAUAGAACUCCUAGUAAUAGUCGGAUACAAACAAUAUGUGUAGGCUAAUUCUUAGUAAUAGUGGUAAAGUAUUUGUAUUUGAAAAAUAAGCCAGCUCGACGUGCACUACUAUGUGCAUACUAUUUUCUAUGACGAAUAUCCAUAAUUGUCGCUUAUUUUGUUGAAUCUUAAUUGUUUAAAUAUGCCACAAUUAGGCCUAUUUCCAUGUAGGUUAUUGAUUGAAUUCAUAUAUUUUCUGUAAUAGAACAUUGCUGUUUAAUUCCUCGGUUUUGUUUAAUAACCAGAAUGUAGGCUAUCCUGGAUAUUCAUGAAUAUAGAAUACAAUAUUAGACUAGAACAGUAAAAUGAUCCUUUACAUUUUUUUGUUUUUGUUUUAAGGCAGCAGUAAAUACAUUAACUUAACCGGGUAGACCUACUAAUAUGCCAACACACAUUUCUAUUCUAUCUAGACAUUUGUUUUCUAUAAAAAAGAACUAUACGAAUUAAAACUUUUCCAUAUUUUGCUGCUGAAAAUAAUAUUACUUUUACUGAGAAAUUAUAUAUAUUUUUUCCAAAUAGGCAAUAUAAUAACAAUGUCAUAGGAUGUUGAUGAAAUAACACAUUCAACUAGUCAGAUAUUAUUCUCAGCAGGCUUGUGGUUCUAUUAAUCUUAUAUUAUAUUAGGUUAUUAUUGUAUAAUACCAAACUAAGGCUUCACAUAAUAGCAUGAUAUAGCACACCUUUGAAAGCUUAUGUUUAAUGGGGCGUGAACGUAAAAGCUUUUCAUUUUGGAAUGUUUCCUGACAAUGAAAAUAUGAAAGGUUUGAACAUUUUGACAGAAGAUGAAAGAGGUUACAUGCUACGAUGGAAAGCUACCCAGAGCAUUAGUUGUAAGAAAUAAUAUCUGAAUAAUUGACGUUCCUUGGCGCCAUAGAAAGAAUGCAGUUUAUGACAUUUGGUAUCGUUAAUAAGCCCCAAUAUGGCGGCGUUAUCCUGGUUAUGUUCACCUCCUGUAUGUUUUGUUGUGAGUAUCAUUGGUAAUGCUUAUUACCCUGUAACAUAUGUGUAAAUAUACUCCUUAAAUGUGUGUUUUGGGAGAAUUAUUUAUUGGAUUUGCUGACCUAUACUAAAUGGACAGAUACUUCCAAUGGUAUUUCAGUUUAGUCUACUCUACCUUAGUUUAGUCUACUCUCCUUUUCCAUAGCCCUACAUUUAUAUCAGCAGUAAUUGUAUAAAAUAAUAAUAAUUUGCUUUUAAAACUAGACAUUGUUACGUUUUAAGACAGAGACCCGCGAGCAUUUAAUAGCCAAAGGGAUUGAUUUAUCCUUUAUUGUUCAGCCUUUAUGAUCACGUGCGCUUGUCACCCAAUCGAAUGGCAGUCCUGCUUCCCAACUAUUAGUCGACUGUAGAUCUUUGUGGUGCCAAGUUGCUAUACUUGAUUUCUUCAGAUUGUUAUUUUGUAAAAGUCUAGUUUAGUGCGUGUGUAUGUGUGUGUGGUGUGUGUGGCACGCUUGUUUUUGUAUGUAUCUGUGUAUGUGUGGGUACAUGUGAAAGUCUCUUUUACCAUGUCGACAUCUGGAACGUUGACUAGCUACUACGUCGACUCCCUCAUCUUGCCGGAGAGCGAGGAGCUGUCCGCGCCCAGAUACACCUCCGGUCCGGGGGGGCUCCAGCAUGCGAGGCAGCUCACCUCGCUCACCGAUCACACCGAGCUUGGGCCCUGCACCUUCCCGACGAAAGCUCCGGUCUUCAGCCCGUCCUGGGGUCAUGUAUCGACCCAGUUUCCAGGUGCCGUGUCAUCCGUGUACCACCACCCGUAUGGGCAUCACCAAGGCCCGGCUCCAGGCGACUUGGAGGGUCGCUACAUGCAGUCCUGGCUGCUUGAGCCCAUUUCAGGGUCCUUGCCCUUGACCGGAUUACCAACGAGUCAUCAUUACGGGAUCAAACCGGAGAGCCUGGGCGCACGAGUGGACAGCGCGCUGCCUGGAUCCCACACCGCACUGCUCCUGUCCGACUUCACCAACGGGACAGUUGCGACGGCGUCCCCGGUGGACAAGAACACACUACCUGGCCAGACCGCAAACCUGAACGGGGAGAUAGAGGAGAAACCGGCCCUCGAUCCAAGGGCCGGACGUGCACAGUCUGCACUGCAGCUCUUUCGACCAGAGCCGUCUGUUCGGGGACAGCUGCAUCCAGCCGGUGCCGGGUCCACUCACCUCGCCAGAGGACAAACACUACCGGAUGUACCCCUGGAUGAGAACAUCAGAUCCAAACAGAAAGCGUGGACGUCAGACGUACUCCCGAUACCAGACACUGGAGCUGGAGAAAGAAUUCCACUUUAACCGGUACCUGAACCGCCGGAGGCGCGUGGAGAUUGCACACGCGCUCUGCCUGACUGAGCGCCAGAUCAAAAUCUGGUUCCAGAACCGGAGGAUGAAGUGGAAGAAAGAUCACAAGGACGAG
Molecule: messenger RNA, 4123 nt
Organism: Oncorhynchus kisutch (coho salmon)
Lineage: Eukaryota; Metazoa; Chordata; Actinopteri; Salmoniformes; Salmonidae
Product: homeobox protein Hox-A9-like
Exons: 3
Coding region: 3226-4002 (258 amino acids)
Biological process (GO): anterior/posterior pattern specification; embryonic skeletal system morphogenesis; DNA-templated transcription
Cellular component (GO): nucleus
Molecular function (GO): DNA-binding transcription factor activity, RNA polymerase II-specific; RNA polymerase II cis-regulatory region sequence-specific DNA binding
Source: RefSeq, a predicted model, not a curated record